AUGCCGGCCGAUUACUACGAUACUGACCACGCUCAGCGUGAGAGGUCUCGUUCCCCCCGACGUCGUUCGCGCAGCCCUCGUCGCAGCCGUCGCUCCUACUCGCCCCGCAGUCGCUCCCGUAGUCGCCAGGACUACCGUCGAUCCGAUCGCCGCUCGCGCUCGCCCUUGAGUAACGCCCCCGGCAUCGCUGGUGAAUCCUCCGGUUCUGUUUACGGUGGUCGCAGCAGCUACCCGCCCCCCGCCAGAUCGUUCGAGGAUCGUGCCGUCGCCAAAGAACAGAUGAUGCAGACCGUCCGCGAUACCUCCCAACAAGACCGUCGCGUCUAUGUGGGCAACCUUUCCUACGAUGUCAAAUGGCAUCAUCUGAAAGAUUUUAUGAGACAGGCUGGAGAAGUCAUCUUUGCCGAUGUCUUACUGCUUCCAAAUGGAAUGUCGAAGGGAUGCGGGAUUGUGGAAUACGCGACCAGGGAUCAAGCGCAGAAUGCGGUCAACUCCCUGAGUAACCAAAACCUGAUGGGCCGACUCGUCUACGUUCGCGAGGAUCGUGAGCCCGAGCCGCGUUUCAGCGGGGGUCCCGCCCGUGGAGGCGGCUUCGGCGGAGGCUUCGGUGGUGCGCCCCCCGGCGGCGCGCCUGGCGGCUUCGGUGGCGGUGGCCGACAACUUUACGUGGCCAACCUUCCCUUCAACGUUGGCUGGCAAGAUUUGAAGGAUCUGUUCCGCCAGGCCGCUCAGCAAGGUGCCGUGAUCCGCGCCGAUGUGCACACCGACGCUACGGGCCGCCCCAAGGGCUCCGGGAUCGUCGCGUUUGAGUCCCCCGACGACGCGCGCAAUGCUAUCCAGCAGUUCAACGGCUACGACUGGCAGGGCCGCCCCCUGGAGGUCCGGGAGGAUCGCUUCGCCGGUGCCGGACCCGGCUUCGGCGGUGGUGGUGGUCGCGGGGCUUUUGGCGGUGGUGGUCGCGGGGCCUUCGGCGGCUUCCCCGGUCGCGGCGGUUUUGGCGGUGGUCGCGGGGCCUUUGGCGGCUUCCCCGGUCGCGGUGGCUUCGGUGCUCCUCCCCCUGGUGGCGGCGGCUUCGGUGCGCCCGGCUUCGAGGGCGGCGGCAUGGCCCCGGCGCCCCCCAACCCGUUCACGGACUUUGCGACCUCGGGUGGGGAGAAGAGCCCCGUUAUCUACGUGCGAAAUUUGCCGUGGUCCACCUGUAACGAGGACCUGGUGGACCUGUUCUCGACCAUCGGCAAGGUGGAUCGGGCGGAGAUCCAGUACGAGCCCAACGGCCGCUCGCGUGGCACGGGUGUGGUCCAGUUUGACAGCGCCGACACGGCGGAGACCGCGAUCUCCAAAUUCACCGGCUAUCAGUACGGCGGCCGCCCCCUGGGCAUCACGUUCGUCAAGUACAUGAACAUGGUCGCGGGACCCGGGGACCCGAUGGACGGGGCCGAGCCCACCGGACUCACCCAGGAUCAGAUCAUGUAA
Aspergillus campestris IBT 28561 is the source of this 1473-nucleotide messenger RNA. Its product is annotated as RNP domain protein. NCBI's taxonomy places the organism in Eukaryota, Fungi, Ascomycota, Eurotiomycetes, Eurotiales, Aspergillaceae. The record is from RefSeq and is a predicted model, not a curated record. Gene Ontology annotation, molecular function: mRNA binding. Gene Ontology annotation, cellular component: cytoplasm; nucleus. The transcript is spliced from 9 exons. Bases 1 to 1473 code for a protein of 490 amino acids.